This is a messenger RNA of Sinocyclocheilus grahami, 4336 nucleotides long. RefSeq names its product adherens junction-associated protein 1-like. Gene Ontology annotation, cellular component: adherens junction; cell-cell contact zone; cytoplasmic side of plasma membrane. NCBI's taxonomy places the organism in Eukaryota, Metazoa, Chordata, Actinopteri, Cypriniformes, Cyprinidae. Bases 885 to 2039 code for a protein of 384 amino acids. Gene Ontology annotation, molecular function: beta-catenin binding. The record is from RefSeq and is a predicted model, not a curated record. The transcript is spliced from 6 exons.
GCAGGACUGGCAGGCUGUUAGUCAGACGGAGGAGGAAAGGAGAGAGAGAGAGAGUAUGUGAGAGAGCAAGAGAGAGAGGGAGAGAGAGAAAGAGAAGCAGUGAGGGUGGAUAGCGCGCACAGUGGUGAUAACACUAUCUAUCUAUCUAUCCAAAUGACGAGAGUCGCUUUCACGCGCUCCACUCAUCACGCGCGUCCGUGAAGUGAUGUUUCAUUCCUCACUCUUCUUGUUUGUUUUUUUCUCGCGUCACUAAUUUAUCUGAGCUGUAAAAAGAUUGCGAGAACUAUCGAAGAGCUUCUUCAGCCGAUGUAGGACAUGGUUUUGCGCCACGGAAAUCUCGAUGUUUUAGCUUGCGUUUUUGCCUGCGCUCGGUCUCAUAACAAUGUAGAGAAAGUGCGCGGUGACCGCGAGCGCAGCGCACGGGCGAUGUUGACGCUGUCACCUUGCCGUCUGGUUCCCAUAGCUUCUUGACUUUUUUUUUUUUUCCAGUGGAGUAUAAUCAAGACGAACUUGUGAAUGUAAAAGAAGGCGGCUGUUGAGAAGCGACUGAACCGUCCAGCUGCCCACGCUGCAGCUGGGUCGCUCUGCACAUCCGUGCGCACUUCUGAGGAGAAAAACGGCGAGCAACUAAAAAAGGGGACAAGACGCGUCCUUGUUUUUCGUGAAUAUUUCGCCCAGUCCUCGUUUGGUGCGCUCUGGAGAGACGUGGAGCUAUUUCAAGCUUUCGGUUUCUCGGGAUAUAUAACAUUAGAAUGCUAGCAUCCGUAACAUUUGGAGUAAGGUGUCUAACUUAAGGUGACCAUUACGCUCUAGCGUCGACGUUUGUUGGAACGCAUAAAUGGACGAAUACCAAGAGGACUGAUUCGGAAUUGUUGUCUGGAAAAAUGUGGCUGAAACGGUGUGUCACACGCAGUUCCAUGGUUGCUUGGAGACCUGGAGGAAUGCUGGGAUGUAGAAUGUGGAUCCUCUUCAUCCUUGUCCAUCUCACAAUGGAUCUGUCUCUGUGUGCACCAGCAGGCCAAGGGCUCACCCUCAAACUACUGCCCAGAUCAGUGCCCCGCUGGCAGCCGCACCCUCUGCCCACUCGGGACACGCUUACCGGCCAGCACUUGAGGACUCUGGGUGUCUUGCAUCGUGGCAUUCCCCCUCCCUUGCCAUCACUAGGCAAUCACGGGGAGCUGGGGGGCACCAAACUGUGGGGGCGGAAAAACCGCAGGUCACUCCAAAAACAACAACUUUGCGCGGAGUGCCCCUCUGACAAAGGGAAGUCGGUUGCAUUACCAGAGUGGAGUAAAUCUGAUUUAAAUCUGCAUUUAUCUCGCUCACGGAGGCAGCUGAAAGGGGACGGCUAUGACUCCCUGGAGGGGAGGACCACCACAGUGGCAGGAUUUAUAGACUGGGGCCCUACAGGGGCUGACGAGGGGCAUGAGGAGGAGGCGAAAGUGACCCCGAAUGCCACCAUCACCUCUUUAGCCCCUUCCACCACCACAGUUACCGUAACUAGCACUACCACACGCAGCCCCCAAAGGACGUAUGCGGUGAUUACAACCGCGCAUCCUAAGAGGCACAGCACCACACAGCCAAGCAACUCCAGAGUGACUGCCAAACCACCGAAACCUUUUGGGGACACACCAGGUCUGGCUGUUCACCAGAUCAUCACCAUCACUGUGUCCCUCAUCAUGAUCGUUGCAGCCUUGAUCACUACUCUAGUCCUUAAAAACUGCUGUGCGCAGUCCGGGAAUGGCCGACACAGCAGCCAUCAGAGAAAGAUCAACCAGCAAGAGGAGAGCUGUCAAAACCUGACUGACUUCACGCCUGCCCGCGUGCCCAGUAAGGUGGACAUCUUCACUGCCUACAACGACAGUUUACAGUGCUCGCACGAGUGUGUGCGGGCCGGCAUACCGGUGUACACGGACGAGAUGAUUCAGCACACACCCAUCUACAAGACCUCCUACAAUGGAAACAGACCAUCGCCCACUGAAAGGCAGCUAAUCCCUGUGGCCUUUGUGUCUGAGAAAUGGUUCGAGAUCUCCUGUUGAGGCCCUUUUACUACCUUUGGGUUGAGCCCACGUCUUCAAUUUGUGCCCUGGAUCUCAUUGGAAAACCUGUGAAUCAAACACAAAAGACUAUAACACAAUAAAGCAAAACAAAACCACAAGAACAACAACGACAAGCAAUUACAGAGACGGGAAGCGAGACGAACAGGCAGUUUUGUACAAAUGUCGGAUCUCUCUAGAAGCGGACUGAAGAUGUUUAUUUUUCUAGACUGAUGCAGUGCUAUGGAUACCACUCCCAAAUUAUUUUCCAUAGACAUGUGAUCAUUUUAGAGAUGAUAUACCUAGAGCUGAUAUAUUAUAUACGUGUAUUACUGCACAUGUGGGUGUGCUGGAGAGGAGAGGCUGCGGGGACGCUCUCUGACGAUACGUCUGCUUGUGUGGAGAAAAGACUCUCCUGAACUUUGUGCCAAUAAUGCCAUUAUGUGCCACUACAUAUAUAGAUGGGACGUGUUCAGUUUUGUGGAAAAUUACAGACACAUCAAGUAAUUUCAGUGACUGUCUCCCAAUAUAAAUCUGUCAUCCGUUUUUGUAUAAAAAGUAUGAAUAUGUAUUUGAAAUAUGUUUUGAAAUAGCUGAGGAAAUGUGUUACAAAUGUCCAAAAAAUAUUUAUAUGGGCACUAUUCAUUUAGAGAAAAAAAAAAAUGAACCCAGUGAGGAAUAGUAUACCCAGGUUUUAAUUUCACUACAUUGUUACUAGGCCCCGUUUUAAAGGAAUAGUCUCUAUUUUUAUACAAACGAGGUUACUUAUGAGUCAGGCAGACCCAAUUCAACUGGACUCUUGGGACUGUUAAUCUGCGAGCGGAGGUUCAAUGAAAAGUUGAAAUGUUUUUAAAGCUAUCAAACAAUGUGGAAGCCAGAUUCAGUAUUCAUUUACAGCUUAUUUGAUUUGCCAAAGCCAUGCUUCAGACGCGUGUUGAGUUUCCUUUUCUUUUCUUUUUUUUAUCACUGAUGAGAAAUUACAUGUAUGGGUUAAUCAUGUUUACGGACUCACAGACCCUCAGAGAGGUGUUUGAUAACAACUGUUAGUUUGUGGGUCGAGCCUAAAUAACACAAUUAUCUAUUAAAACAUUACAAAAUAGGUAAUAUAAACCUCCUCUAGGUUUUAAUUACAAAGCUUAAUUUGAAUAAAUCACCAGACAAUUAUCAGCCUCGUGCAUAGACUCAUAAAGGACAAAAUAUUGUGUUACUUUAUUUUCGUGCCUAGUAAUUUGUGCCAACUUGAUUUCAUUUGCGUUUACUUACUAACAAAACCAUGAAUGUCCCUUUCAUUGUGUGCUAUGUUUUAAUUUAAGCUAAUAGUUUAUUAUUUAUCGUUUUUCACAGUUUGAUUUAUUAGAGCAGAACUGACUCAGAGGCAGUAGAACUGCAGUAAUAUACAAACAGCAUGAAACUUGUCAAUCAGUUUCAUUUAUUGAUAAAGUCAGCAGGAAUAAAUGACACUUUGGAUUAGUGUGUUAGUGAGUGAGUGAGUGAGUGAGUGAGUGUCUGUGUGUGUGUGUGUGUGUGUGUGUGUCUCAUGACCAAAGAGCUCCGCUGUGGGAAACAGUGCAUGAACAGACCAGGACAGUUAUUCUGUACAUGACGAGUAAAGAAAAUAAGAGAGAGGAUAACUGUUAUUUUAUCCCAAAACAGAUGUUUAAUGCUUACAAUUACAUAUUGUACAAAGGCAAACACUGUGAACAAGGAAAACAGUUGUUUGCAAUAGUCUGUCACUGAAAGUGAAACGUCUUGGAGUAAAUUUAAUCAUAGGUUUUCAGAUGUUCCUCAAAAUGUUUAUAUAAGCAGUAGAGAAUUCUGAUUCCUGUUUUCAUCCUUGGAAGACAGCAAUACAUAUGACGUUUUGUCAACUCUUUACUUUUUUCCCCUCCACAACUGUCUAUAAUUGACCAAUUUAGGAGAUCAUGUGAACCACACUGGCCAAUCAUAUUAGGUAUUUAGAAAAGUACUAAUUAUAUACUGGAACACUAAGCUCUGUAUUAUGUACAUGUGUAAAUGUGUUUUCUAUAUAUUUACCUCUGUUCUAUCUUGUGAUUUUUUUUAAUCCUCUUUUUCACAGGAUCAGUGGAAAAGUUUGAAACAUAUUUUUUGUUUACAUCGAAUAAGUUGCUGCAGAGGUUACAGAAAGACAAAUAUACACUUUUUUGUUGUGCCAAGCCUAAAAAAAACAGUUGUUUUUGCUGUAGCUGUAGUUCUCCUAAUAAUUAGGAAAUUCCAGGUCAUUUGCAUUAUAUUUUAAUACAAGGAAACUUUAUGGGAUAUCAUGCAUUUCGGGGGUUUCA